ACUACUUCGGGCGUGAUUAUUGGGAAGGAAGUAUGCUACGAUUCUCACUGUUCGCGCUCAUUUUCUCGGCAUACCUUUUGCCGAGCCUCCGGUGGGAGCUUUGCGGUUCAAGAGGCCAGUUGCCAAAAAGCCCUGGGGAGGGCAACUUCGUGCGGUCGAGUUCUCGAAGCCGUGCUUUCAGAGGCGAGGCAAGGUUCCUGCGGGGCCGUGGCAGGCCGAAGAAAGCGAGAGCAGCGAAGACUGUCUGUACCUCAACGUCUGGACGCCGUCGAACCGUUCGUCGGACGUUCCGUUGCCCGCCAUGUUGUGGCUGCACGGAGGCUCGUUCAGAAUUGGGUCGGCCAACCUAGACGUGUACGACGGCAGCGUUCUGGCCAGUUACGGACAGAUGGUCGUCGUGUCGACGAACUACAGGCUCGGCGCCUUCGGUUUCAUGAAUGCCAACACGUCCGACGUGCCGGGAAACGUGGGCCUGUGGGACCAGUACCUCGCGCUGCGAUGGCUGCACGAAAACGUCGGCGCGUUCGGCGGCGACGUUGCUGGCUCUCUCGCCGCUGACCAAGGGGCUCGUCAGAAGGACCAUCAUGCAGAGCGGGACACCGCGGUGGCCCCUGCAUCUGGAGAACGAAAGUGGCACAGCCGCUGCGUUGAGGCGGGCGCUCGACCUCGCUCGAUGCGUAGAUUGCCUCUCUGGUGA
This is a messenger RNA of Dermacentor silvarum, 697 nucleotides long. Its product is annotated as acetylcholinesterase-1-like. NCBI's taxonomy places the organism in Eukaryota, Metazoa, Arthropoda, Arachnida, Ixodida, Ixodidae. Gene Ontology annotation, molecular function: acetylcholinesterase activity. The transcript has a single exon. Gene Ontology annotation, biological process: acetylcholine catabolic process; choline metabolic process. Bases 302 to 697 code for a protein of 131 amino acids. Gene Ontology annotation, cellular component: plasma membrane. The record is from RefSeq and is a predicted model, not a curated record.